CCCCAAGCGCACAUGACUCCUCACGUGAUCCUUCGUUGCUCUAUAAACCCAUCAGCGUGUUCUUUUGCUGUUGUUUAUUUCCGCCCAGUGGUGCUUUGGGGGAGUGAGACACACAUUUCAAAUAAAACAACUGCCAGCAGACGAAAGACAGAAUGUGGCGGCUGGCUUUCCUGUGCGUGGUCUCAGCCCUUUCAGUUAGCUGGGCUCGUCCUCGACUUGCUGCUCUCUCCCCUGAGAUGGUCAACUUCAUCAAUAAAGCAAACACUACUUGGAAGGCUGGACACAACUUCCGUAAUGUGGACUACAGCUAUGUGAAGAGGCUGUGUGGGACUUUGCUGAAAGGACCCAGACUCCCUGUCAUGGUACAGUAUGCUGAUGACUUCAAGCUCCCCACUAACUUUGAUGCCAGAGAGCAGUGGCCCAAUUGUCCCACUCUUAAAGAGAUCAGAGACCAGGGUUCUUGCGGCUCAUGCUGGGCAUUUGGGGCUGCUGAAGCCAUAUCUGACAGAGUAUGCAUCCACAGCAGUGGCAAAGUGAGUGUGGAGAUCUCCGCUCAGGACCUGCUUACCUGCUGUGUCCGCUGUGGUAUGGGAUGUAAUGGGGGAUACCCUUCUGCUGCUUGGAAUUUCUGGAGCACAGAUGGUCUGGUCACCGGUGGCCUGUAUAACUCUCAUAUUGGUUGUCGUCCAUACACCAUUGAACCCUGUGAGCAUCAUGUGAAUGGCAGUCGCCCUCCUUGUACUGGAGAGGGUGGAGAUACUCCGAACUGUGACAUGUCCUGUGAGCCUGGCUACAGCCCCUCUUACAAGCAGGACAAACACUUUGGAAAGACGUCCUAUAGUGUCCCUUCUAAUCAGAAGGACAUUAUGAAAGAGCUCUACAAGAACGGCCCAGUAGAGGGAGCUUUCACAGUCUAUGAGGACUUCCUGUCAUAUAAAUCUGGUGUAUAUCAACAUGUGAAAGGAGAUGCACUAGGUGGUCAUGCCAUUAAAAUCCUGGGUUGGGGAGAGGAGAAUGGUGUCCCUUACUGGCUUGCUGCUAACUCCUGGAACACUGAUUGGGGCGAUAAUGGAUAUUUCAAGAUUCUCCGAGGUGAGGACCACUGUGGCAUUGAAUCUGAAAUUGUGGCUGGAAUCCCACACUAACCACCAAAAAGAAAUGCAAGGAGGGCUGAAAUGAGCACCCCGUUCAAAACGCAGACACGGAAUGUCUCCAACUUAAGCUGAAAGCCAUCCUUUAUGGCCAUGUUACAUGUUAUUAAUUAGUGGGUUUUAUAUGAAAUUACUUUAGACCGGGAUCCUCAAUCAGGUACGUUUUCGAACUGGCGUGACAUUUUUAUGCAUCUCAAUGUUAACUAGUUGAGGUCAUGUGGUGUCAGUUUUAGACCAGUUUACAAGAUUUCAGCACAACUUGAUGCCUCAGCCAAUGUGACUUUUUAAAUUUGCUUAUCUAGGUUGAAUGGUUUUUAUUUUGGUUUAAUUUUUUUUAAUGCACAGUCUAAAAUGUAAUAAAGAUUAAAACCAAA
Messenger RNA from Carassius auratus (goldfish), 1525 nucleotides. Its product is annotated as cathepsin B. Gene Ontology annotation, molecular function: cysteine-type endopeptidase activity. The transcript is spliced from 10 exons. Lineage: Eukaryota; Metazoa; Chordata; Actinopteri; Cypriniformes; Cyprinidae. Bases 153 to 1145 code for a protein of 330 amino acids. The record is from RefSeq and is a predicted model, not a curated record. Gene Ontology annotation, biological process: regulation of catalytic activity; proteolysis.